This is a messenger RNA of Lepisosteus oculatus (spotted gar), 1247 nucleotides long. The record is from RefSeq and is a predicted model, not a curated record. Lineage: Eukaryota; Metazoa; Chordata; Actinopteri; Semionotiformes; Lepisosteidae.
AUGCCGUCUUUCUGCCCCUGGCCGGGGCAAUGCGCCUCGCCACACGAGCCGCUGACUCGUAUCAGCUGCCCCGCACGAGCCGCUCCGCGUGCGCCUCGCACCUCCGGCCGGGCGGGGGCGCCAGCCGCCUCCGCGAGCGCAGGCAGGCUGUGCGCAGGCGCCGCCACGGGUCGCCGAAAGGGAAGUGACGUAGCGCAGGGUGAGAUUCAAAUCUGUGCGUCGCUGCGAGCGGGGAAGCAUAUGAGGAACCCUGUAAGAAUCACUUUUCAAAAGUUGCGAAAGGUCUGCAGGGUCCGUAAGACGGACAGGAGGGUGCCAUGGCAACAAAGCUGCUGGCCAAGAAAACUUGGGCUAAUAAGAAAACGCAGUCAACCAUCCAGCAAUGGCGCCCAAAGAAGACCAGGCGCAAAGCAGUUUUUUUCAUACCUGGUAGUCAUUGACUUUGAAUCCACUUGUUGGAGAGACAAAAAUCACUGCAGCCCGGAAAUAAUUGAAUUCCCUGCUGUACUACUGAACACAUCCAAUGGAAGGAUCGAUUCCGAGUUUCAUACUUACGUGCAACCACAGGAACACCCUACGCUGUCUGAGUUUUGCACUGAGUUAACCGGUAUCAGGCAGAGCCAGGUGGAGGCUGGAGUUCCUCUGAAGAUCUGCUUGUCUCAGUUUAACAAAUGGCUUCAGACACUGCAGCAGGAGGAGAACAUUGUGUUUGUGAACGACUUGGUCAGACCGAGCGACUCUGUUGCUAACCCAUGCACUUUUGUUACCUGGUCAGACUGGGAUCUGGGUGUUUGUCUGCAGUAUGAGUGCAAAAGGAAACAGCUCCACAGACCUGACGCCUUAAACAGCUGGAUUGAUCUCAGGGCGAUGUACAAGAGUUUUUAUAAUCGAAAACCAAAAGGACUGACUGGGGCCUUACAGGACCUUGGGAUUAAAUUUUCAGGAAGAGAGCAUUCAGGUUUGGAUGAUGCCCGGAAUACAGCACAUCUUGCAUGGAGAAUGAUCACAGAUGGGUGUGUGAUGAAAAUCACAAAGUGUCUGGAAAGGGUAAAACCUGAUCCAGGCAACAGAUGUGCCAACAGUGAGGCUGCUAGAGACAACCAUCAUGGAAAUUGUGUUGCCAGAGGUGAAAAUAAUACAGAAGACAGACAAACUAAGAGCGUCCUGGAGCAGGUCUGAUGCUGGCUCUGCUCCCCCUCCUGUCCUGGCCUCACUCGUCAGCGGGAGCAGUAGCGGGAAAGUCACGC